This is a messenger RNA of Drosophila ficusphila, 2197 nucleotides long. Its product is annotated as GPI-anchored hemophore cfmA-like. Bases 118 to 525 code for a protein of 135 amino acids. The transcript has a single exon. NCBI's taxonomy places the organism in Eukaryota, Metazoa, Arthropoda, Insecta, Diptera, Drosophilidae. The record is from RefSeq and is a predicted model, not a curated record.
AGCAAUGGGAGUGUUGGCGGUGGCCAACAGCUGACCAUCACCACAGCCCUGAAGCAAUGCCGACCGGGCGUUAUAGUGGCCAAGCAGUUGCCGUCGUCCUGAUUCAAUGGCCCCAAAAUGGGAGCGGGUUCAGGAUCAGGAUCAGGAUCGGGAUCGGGAUCGGGAUUAUUAAGUGCGGCUGGAGCAAACAAAGGAGGAAGAUGUGGUGCCCAACGUGGGUCAGGAGCUGUAACUGGAGCACGAGCUAGUAUUAAAGGCGCUCGCCAGGAGGCAACCACGACCACAACCACACCGACAACAACAACAACAGCAGCAGCAACAAAAACAGCAACCACUCAACAAUUUACUAAGCAAAUUCCUUUUGCUGCCUCCCGGCAACGUAACAGUAACAGUAACAGUAACAGUAAAAGUAACAGUAACAAUAGUAGCAGUAACUUUAACCUUAUUGUAAGCAGUAAAAGUAGUAGCAUCAUCAGCAGAGAGACUGUUACCAAACAGAGGCAGAGGCAAAAGAAUGUAAAUUAGUAAGAGUUUAGCCAGAGGAAAAAAAAAAAAAAAAAAAAGGAAACAAAACUAAAAGAAAAACAAAAACAAAACAAACGAAAGAAGAUAUACCAAGCAGACCUAAAUAAAUUUUUGUAUUUUUGGGAUAUUUAUGAUUUAAUUUCGAAACUCAACCAGACCUCUCUUUCCAAGCUUCGAACGCCAACAAACCACAACAAAACACACAACAUAUAGCCACUGUAAUUAAAUGCAAAGGAAAACUACACAUAACAUUUGUUCAUUUAUUGGUUAAGAAACUAGAAUAAACAGAAGAAACAAAAUACAAUUGAUUUUCAACAGCAUAAUAGAGAGCAGCAGGCAACCAGCAUAACGACAAAAGAACGAAACCGAAACAACAAAACAGAGUACAAAACAAAAAAGAAAACAGAAAAUAGACAUAAAAUUUAUAAACUUUUGUUUGGUUAUUUUUUUGAAAUGCAUGCAGUGAAAGAUUGCGACAAAAAAAAAAAAUAGUACGAACGUUGAGAGGUGCCGAAAUUGUUUAAGCAAGUUUAAUUAAUUGAUGAUUCCUUGAACUCUAUAAAAACCAUCGCAUUAAUUUUUACCUUUUUUUAAAUUAUUUUUUCAUAUCUUUAAUUUUAACGUUUAUAGGCGUACAUUAUAUACUUUGAAUGGAACUUAUUGAGUUUUUGUUGAUAUAUUUGUGUAAAAAAAUUUUAAGUCUAAUUAUGUAAGCGAGUGCAGAGCGUGGAUGGUAAACAUUAAACAAAACAAAACAAAACAAACAAAAAAACGAAAACAAAAAACACAAAAACAUUAAAACAAUCUAAUGGAAAAGAAAAAAAAUGCAAAACGAAAUACAGAGAACUAAAAGCAAGUGAAAAUCGUUUAUUAUAUAAACUAUUAUAUAAAUAUAUAUAUAUAUAUAAAUAUAAAUUAUAUACAAAUUACGCAUACCUACCACAACAUAUAUAAAUAAUACAUGCAGAGUACAUACGAACAUAAGUAUCGGAACAUUACAUAAUAUUACUACUAAACUACAAUAAACAAAUACUUUGCAUACAUAUUUAAUAUGCUUUAGUAACAUAAGUACGACAAGUUCAGAGAGUUAAACCAAGAAUCCCUCGAUCCCCUUUUUCCCCACAAAACAUCCCCAUUAAAAACAAAAAAUUUAAGAAUGCGCACGUGUGAGCGAGAGGGCCUUGCAGCUGUCUCCCUUUGCUAAGCCGCGCCGACGCUGUGCGUUCUGUUAGUUUUCGAAUUUUCGAAAAGAUCCCAUAGCUGCCAGCUACGACACCAAGUGUCCCUGCUGGGAUGCCAAAUCUUGAGACCCCACGCGAAUUGAAGAAACUCUUCUUCGCGCAGCGUUGCCGCGGCUUGGCGUCCCGCAUUUCCCCCAAAAAGGAGAGAGACUAUGAGAAUGAUGAAGGGAGCAGCACUCGCAUGCAGGCAGCUACAGUUUGUCAAUAGCGCCCAAUCGCCAACGCGUCCGCAUUCGAAAUAUUUGACUAAGGAAACAUUAUGCAGGCCCGUUCAUAGUUAAAGGAAAACAAAACGUAACGAAUCGAAAACAUGAAGCAUAUAUAAGCCAGAUCAUACAAAACAACCACAUAUUACUACAUACAUUCAUGCUCUAUGAAAACAAAAAAAUACAACAAAUUAUGUCAAAUAAAUGGUUUUUCCUUUUCCCUCA